AUGCAGUUCUCCGUUGCCAUCACUUUCCUCUUCGCCGCUCUCGUCGCUUCCUCUCCCAUCGUUGCCGAGCGUGGCGUCACAUGCCAGAACCAGCAGACUCCUGCCUGCUGCAACGGGGGUUCCAUCUGUCUUAUCGGCUUGUGCAGCAACGUCAACAUCCUCGGCGGUAGCCAGAAGUGCUGCGGUGACUUCAAGCAGGGACCGCUCGGUAUCAUCGGUGUCAACUGUGUCAACGCUGUCUAG
Messenger RNA from Tricharina praecox, 243 nucleotides. RefSeq lists its product as uncharacterized. Bases 1 to 243 code for a protein of 80 amino acids. The record is from RefSeq and is a predicted model, not a curated record. NCBI's taxonomy places the organism in Eukaryota, Fungi, Ascomycota, Pezizomycetes, Pezizales, Pyronemataceae. The transcript is spliced from 2 exons.